AUGUCUUUCAUUGUUACCGGCUCGCCGUGGUUGCUCCGCCGCUGGACAGCCCUCUCCACCACCCUCGCCACAGGGAUGUACCACUUCCAGAUGAGAAAAAAGUGGAGCUCGCUUCAGAUUGUCGAUCAGCUUCCGUGGGCGACGGCGCCCUUCGACGACCUGUCGAUCAGGCCAAUGUUGCUCCUUUCGGCGCUUCAGCCGCAUCGCGCGGGCACGCGCGCCGCGGCGCCGGUGCUGCAGCAAGACCGGGCCACGCAGAGGCUCGGCGUCGCCCCGCCGGGCGAGUACCCCAUGGGCGGCUACCCGCCCCCUUUCCAGGGCGGCCAGCAGCAGCGCGGCUUUGCACAGCAAGGGUACCCGCAGCAGGGCGGGUACGGAGGCGGCGGGCGUGGACGAUACGGGGGCGACGGCGCCGCGACGCCGGCGAUGGCGGCACAGGCGGCGAGGGCGGCGGAGGCGGCGGCCGCUGCCGCAGCAGCCGCGGCUGCGAGGGCGAGGGAGAUGGAGUUUGAAGCCUUCCAGCAGCAGCCGGGGUACCCCCCGCAGCAGCGCGGCGCGUCGGGGUAUCCCCCGCGGCAGGGCGGCGGAUACCCGCCCCAGGGUGGCUACGGCGGCCCGCCGCGCGGCGGCGGCUUUGGCGGCCAGCAAGCCCCCCCGCGGGAGGGCGGACAGGGGGGCUACGCCCCUCCGCGGGGCGGCUUUGGCGGCCAGGGCUUCCCGCGGCAAGGCGGGCAGGGGUACCCACCUGCCCAGGGUCAGGGCCCAGGCGGGUACCCGCGGCCAGGACAGCCCGGCGGGCUCGGCGGGCAGCAGUACGGAGGCGGCCAGUACGGCGGCAGCGGGCAGCAGUACGGGGGCGGCGGCCAGUACGGAGGCGGGCCGCAGUACGGAGGCGGGCCGCAGUACGGAGGGCAGUCCGGCUAUGGCGGGCAGUCCGGCCGGGGCUACGAUGGCGGCGAGGGCUUCGGCGCUGAGAUGCCGAUGCCCGGCCGCGAGAAGGAGUACGAGGACUGGAUGAAGGGCGGCGGUGGCAUGGGCGGCCCCUCCGGGCCCGCCUCCCGGCCUCCACCCAUCGACGACGACCGCCGCAACCGCUCACCAGGAUUGAAGAACAACUUUUACGACAUCCCGACCUCGGACUUCAAGCGGCCCUGGACCGGCGCGCGCCGGUGUAACCGCCGAGCCAUGGCGCGCGUAGCUAUGACAGGGACCGCGGCCGCGGAACCGGCGGCGGACGGGGCUGGCGCGCAAGCGCCGGCCACCGUCGUGCCGCCGGGGAAGCGCAGCGGACGCUGGAAUAGCUCCGAUCGCGCGCAACUGGAGGACGCGGUGGGUGUCGCAAGGUUGUUCGCUGCGCGGGCGCGCAGCCAGGCGGGGUCCAAGACUCGGGUCACCUAUUCGCUGCCCCCAGAGAGGGACGACGGAUAUCGGCGCGGCCCUAGCGUGGUGUGCGCCACGGUCCCCCAGGGCACCGUGGCGACGACCGUCGCCUCGGACUGGCUCGCGAACGAGCUGGCCGAGCACGGAGAGAUUGAUGCGGCAUGCCGCGACAAAUAUGUCAUGCACCUGAUGACGGCCGCCGGCGCCUCGGCGCCGGCCGACGCCGUGUUCAGGUUCACGGCUGGCGAGGCGAUGCAGACCGAGGACGACGACGAGGACACCGACCGCUCCGAGGAGGGGAGGGUGUCCGACUUGUAG
This is a messenger RNA of Emiliania huxleyi CCMP1516, 1698 nucleotides long. RefSeq lists its product as hypothetical. The transcript is spliced from 4 exons. Bases 1 to 1698 code for a protein of 565 amino acids. The record is from RefSeq and is a predicted model, not a curated record. Lineage: Eukaryota; Haptophyta; Isochrysidales; Noelaerhabdaceae.